This is a messenger RNA of Gigantopelta aegis, 2015 nucleotides long. Its product is annotated as E3 ubiquitin-protein ligase DTX4-like. The transcript has 6 exons. The record is from RefSeq and is a predicted model, not a curated record. Gene Ontology annotation, biological process: protein ubiquitination; Notch signaling pathway. NCBI's taxonomy places the organism in Eukaryota, Metazoa, Mollusca, Gastropoda, Neomphalida, Peltospiridae. Bases 147 to 1838 code for a protein of 563 amino acids.
GGCGAAACGACCUGAUACCGGUGGCGAUAGUCAACCAGGAAACAUUGCAAAGAAAAAGAAAAAAAAGGAUGUAGAAAUAGUAUGGAUCGUGAUACACUAUGAUCUCAGUAUAAAUGGUAUAAACUUGGAACUGAAAUUUUAACUACAUGUAUAAGAAAUACAAAUCAGAGAAACGUACUGAAGAGUACGUGAUGUCGGAGGCCUCCAGCCGCCCAUCCUCCGACCAAGGAACUAAAGAGUUUACCACGAAGCACAACAUCAAGGUAAAAGUCUUUUCUGCUGAUAUUUCGAAAGUCCCCACGAAGGCUGUGGUGGCAGAAGUUAACGGUAAACCUCCAGAUGAACUGCCCCCAGAGACUACACUGCUUUAUCAAGCCGUGGGGCCACAGCUGAGAACAAUUGAAAAGGAGAGCACAUGCCAAGAAGGGAUACUAAUUUCUCGCACCGGCGGAACGAAACUAAAGAUUGACUUACUGUUCCAUGUCCACAUAAUUGCAUUUUCGUCAAAGAAUCCAGAUGUCUGGGUAGGAGAGAUGAAAAAGACUUACGAAGGCAUUUUUAAAACGGCAAAUCUCCGGAAAAUUAGAUCUCUGACGAUGCCGUUAUUGUCUGGUGGUGCCCCAACUGAUGUGGCUGCAGAAGCAGUUGUACGAGCUAUUGCGGCUUACAAAUCGAGUGGAACCGUGCGAGAGUUCAACAUUGUCACUCUGGACAGAAAACUCACUUCAGAAAUUGUUUCAGUUUGUAAACAGAUAUUUCAAAAUCAAAGUGAAAUUGAAAGUGAUGCCUCUCAAAACUAUGAACCAGAAUCCUCGACCUCUGGGGACCUGAAGAAGAAAACUCUAGAAAAGACUAACGCGAAACACGGGACAGAAAAGUUGAAACAACGUACUAGAAAAAGUCUAGACUCUUCCACUAAUGCCACCAGUUCUGAGAUCACAGUUGACCAAUUAGCAAUAAUCGACAAUUCCAAUCAAAGGAAUGGUCCGCUGAAAAAUGAUGAUGGGCUUGAUAAUGGGAAAAGUUCUUCAGAAGGUAGUACAGGCAAUGCUUCAAAAAUUCCAGUAAAGAAAAGUGGUCAGACUGCAGUGGUGAAUGGAGCGACUGGUGACGCAAUACAUGGAAAUGAUGUAGGUAAAGAUGAGGAUGGGGAAAAAGAUGAUGUUGAUGAUGAUUCUCCUAAUGAUGAUGCAAAGAGAGUAGAAAAAGAAGUGAAGAAAGGAGGAAAUCAAGAUGAAACUGCAGCAGAGAAAGAAGAACGGAAACAAGAGGAAGAUGAUAACACCUGUGUUAUUUGCAUGGACACGAUCACGGACCGCAAGAAGCUGGAGAAAUGUGGUCACGUGUUUUGUAGAGCGUGUAUAGACAAGUGCUUCCAGACGUUCAAGCCCAUCUGCCCAUCCUGUAACACUGUGUACGGUAUCAUCAUGGGAGACCAGCCCCCAGGCUCCAUGACAUGUACCACUGCGAGCGACCGUCUGCCAGGCUACGAACAGUACAGCACCAUAGUGAUUAACUACAGCUUCAGCAAUGGAAUCCAAACGAAGGACCACCCACAUCCUGGCAAACUGUAUUACGGAACACACAGGACGGCAUAUCUGCCUGACAGUCCAGAUGGACGGAAAGUUCGCCGUCUGCUCCAGAAAGCCUUUGACCGGAAGCUGACGUUUACAGUUGGUCGCUCAGCAACAACAGGCAAAGACGACUGUGUAAUAUGGAAUGAUAUCCACCAUAAGACUAACACCCAUGGUGGAGCACAGGGUUUUGGGUAUCCGGACUCCACCUACCUGACCAGAGUACAGGAAGAACUCGCCAGCAAGGGCGUCACGGAUGACUGAUUCCGUGGAAUUAACAGCACAGAACAUUAUGAUAUAUUUACUAAAUACAGCUAAUUAUUUUUCAGUAUUAUUAGCUGCAUUUUUACUUACCGGUAGUCUUAUUAUUUUUAUGCUUUUUAUGCUUUCUUAUUGUUAAACAUUCAAAUAUUCAUUUUAUUUAUUCAUUCACUCCAUUUA